CGAAGACGCCGAUUGGCUGCCGCGCGACGGCGGCGCGUUAGGGCCUUGUUGGCGCCGAGUUGGGCUUCUGAGUUGGCCGGUUCGAGUCCCUCGUGGGGCAGCAGGUUCCGUGGCGAAAUGGAGGAGCUAAGCCAAGCUCUGGCCUGCAACUUCAGCGUGUCUCAGGACCUCAAUAGCACGGUGGCCCCCCACCCCCGCCUGGGGCAGUACAAGGCCAAGUACAGCUCCUUGGAGCAGGCCGAGAGAAGGCGCCGCCUCCUGGAACUUCAGAAAACCAAGCGAUUGGAUUACGUGAACCACGCAAGGAGAUUGGCAGAGGAUGACUGGACGGGGAUGGAUGGAAAGGAGGAAGAGGAGGCGGCCGAGGAGGACGUCGAAGGCAUGGAGGUCGAAGUGAGGAAGAAGCUGCCAAAGCGUUACGCCAACCAGCUGAUGCUGUCCGAAUGGCUGAUCGACGUCCCUCCGGAUCUGGCGCAACAGUGGAUCCUGGUGGUCUGCCCUGUGGGGAAGAGAGCCCUUGUCGUGGCCUCAAGGGGUUCCACUGCGGCUUACACCAAAAGCGGCUACUGCGUCAACCGGUUCCCGUCCCUUUUACCCGGGGGGAACCAUCGCAAUUCAUUAGCGGGGAAAGACUACACAAUCCUGGACUGCAUCUACAACGAGGCCCAGCAGACGUACUACGUCCUGGACGUGAUGUGUUGGCGGGGACACCCCGUCUACGACUGCCAGACAGAUUUCAGGUUUUACUGGCUUCGUUCCAAAAUGGAGGAGCAAGAGGGUCUGGAAGAGAAAAGUCGGCUGAAUCCGUUUAAGUUCGUGAGCCUGCAGAAUUACUCCUGCACCAACGAAAGCCUGUGUGAAGUUCUGGCCACAGAUUUCCCCUUUGAGGUAGACGGGCUCCUCUUCUACCACAAACAAACCCACUACAACCCCGGGUGCACCCCAUUAGUCGGGUGGCUCCGACCCUACAUGGUAUCAGACAUCCUGGGGAUAUCGGUGCCGGCCGGGCCGCUGACAACCAAACCGGACUAUGCCGGCCAUCAGCUGCAACAGAUCAUCGACCACAAAAGAAGUAAAAAACAGAGGGGGACGGAAGAUUCCUCCGACGGCGACCAGGCCAACACCGACGGGCGAUACGAGUUUGAGCACUUAUCCACGCCGAAGCCAGAAGGUUCUUUCUCCGGCUCGGGCGACCCUGCGAGUAAUAUGGAAAACUAACACCGCGGUGCGAGGGUGUUCUCUCGAGGGUCUCAGAAUGCCCCGACGGAGUCCCCAUCAUUGCACACGGAGGCUCGGCUCGAUGCAGAAGUUAACUUGUGUAAAGUCGGCACCCCGCUUUCACGGACGCGGUUUAUUACUCGGUCAGAGCCCGAGCGUCACAUCUUAAAAGGCAAGGGUUGUGUGUGUGUACAAAGCAUCGCAGCACACCUGGGCUCCGCCUUAGCCUAGGGCCUCCCGGUAAAUCGUACAUGCAGCUCUGAGAUCUGUGGAAAUUUGAGUUUUGGGUUUCGUGGGAAAGUCGGCUCCGGGUUCUGGAGUUUUUAAGGGAGGUGUCUGUAAAGAGAAUCCCCUUGUGUUUUGUUGAGAGAGCUCCUUCGUGUCACCACGCCGGCAAGAAGGCCCCGAAAGCGUCACAUGUGAUCGCGAGGCCCCUUUCUUCACCUCAGCGAAGGCGUUCGUCAUGUGUUUCUCCCGUAUUUGAACGGGCACUUCUGUACGUUAAAAAAAAGAUGUGCUUUCCUAACAUACAGGUUUUUGUUGGUCUGAAUAAAGAGCUAU
Messenger RNA from Gekko japonicus, 1779 nucleotides. It is a transcript of the gene SNUPN, whose product is annotated as snurportin 1. Gene Ontology annotation, cellular component: nucleus; cytoplasm. Gene Ontology annotation, molecular function: nuclear import signal receptor activity; protein binding. Gene Ontology annotation, biological process: snRNA import into nucleus; protein import into nucleus. Bases 118 to 1218 code for a protein of 366 amino acids. The record is from RefSeq and is a predicted model, not a curated record. The transcript is spliced from 9 exons. Lineage: Eukaryota; Metazoa; Chordata; Lepidosauria; Squamata; Gekkonidae.